This is a messenger RNA of Emiliania huxleyi CCMP1516, 975 nucleotides long. RefSeq lists its product as hypothetical. Lineage: Eukaryota; Haptophyta; Isochrysidales; Noelaerhabdaceae. Bases 1 to 975 code for a protein of 324 amino acids. The transcript has 3 exons. The record is from RefSeq and is a predicted model, not a curated record. Gene Ontology annotation, molecular function: alpha-1,6-mannosyltransferase activity. Gene Ontology annotation, cellular component: mannan polymerase complex. Gene Ontology annotation, biological process: protein N-linked glycosylation.
AUGCCGCAGCCAACGGCCAGCUUGGCUGCCCAGGCCAUCCCUCGGCAGAUCUGGCAAGUGGGUAGGAGCUGGGUGGAGGCGAUUGGCGAGUUUGGGUACUACAUGCGCGACUGGUGGCUACUCAACCCUGAGUACCGAUACGACUUUCUGGACGACCGCGAGGCGGCGCAGUUCGUGCAGGAGCACGCGACGAGCAACGAGAGCAUGGCUUAUGAUUCGCUUCUCGUCGGCGCACAAAGAACCGACUUGCUGCGCAUGCUACUCCUCAAAUACCGCGGUGGGGUCUACGCCGAUCUCGACGCGAAGCUGCUCGCUCCGCUCCGCACCAUCGUCCCACCACGCGCUUCGUCCGUGAACGGUCGGUUUUGGUCGUCGGAGAUGCUCGCAUACGAGCCGAUGCACCCCUUUCUCCUCCGCGCCGCGGAGAUGAUCACGGCCGGUGUGCUGAGGCAGGUGCUGCUGCACAGGGAGGGCGACCCGGCGAGGUGCAAUGCCCCGGCGACGUGCGUGAUCUACGUCACUGGCCCGGUCAUAUACCGGGGGGCAGUCGAUGCGGAGCUCGCCGCCAACGGGUGCGGUUAUCGCGGAUCGCGCCACUUCCGGCACUGCCGCGCCAGCGAGGCCAUCCGCCGGACACACGUGUGCCGCUCCGACAACGGCACCGUCUACCUGCCGUGGAUAUGCGGUGUCGUACGGCACUUUGAUUGCCGCAACAACAACAGGGGCUGCGCAGGCCCGGCGUGCCACAUGAAGAUGUACUCCUCGGGCUACCAGAGCGCGAAACACCGCGCCUGCCUGCCUGGCCACUAUAUGUACGCGCAGAACUUCUUCAACUUGUCAGUUCUCCGCGACGGCCGCGCGACCGCCGCACGACCGCUGCGCCGCUGCCAAAACGAAUAUUCAUCACACGCCGAGUGCAAGGCAGAACGCAAGGAGCUAGCUGCACGCGCAGGGACACAGGCGAUGUUACCCUAG